Molecule: messenger RNA, 2902 nt
Organism: Pelmatolapia mariae (spotted tilapia)
Lineage: Eukaryota; Metazoa; Chordata; Actinopteri; Cichliformes; Cichlidae
Product: alpha-N-acetylgalactosaminide alpha-2,6-sialyltransferase 1-like
Exons: 13
Coding region: 1658-2902 (414 amino acids)
Biological process (GO): oligosaccharide biosynthetic process
Molecular function (GO): alpha-N-acetylgalactosaminide alpha-2,6-sialyltransferase activity
Source: RefSeq, a predicted model, not a curated record
UUUGUGCGCUAGGACCGCCGCUGAUGCGAUUAACGGCACAGACGGGCGGCGAGCCUAGACCCAGCACGUUGCAGAGGGCCGUGCAUGCCCACCUGACAAGCACGACAGCCUGGGGAUAUAUUCGGCUCACAUGGGGCGAGGGGCGGAACCAGAGGAUGUGACGUCCAGCUCGGAGAGGAGAUUGUACCAUAUCCCGUAAACGUUGCUCGUUAACGUUGAUGUUUGGUGGGGAUUACUGCAAGCAGCGGGAUGGCCGAAUGAGCGCAUACAGUGGGCUAAAGUGAACAGAAAGCGGAACAGCAGCAUUUAAGAGUCACAACACGGGGGCAAAGCACGCCUACAAUGGAUAUAACCUUUGUAUUAUUUGCUAUUAUUUCUACGCUUCUUGCCAUUGUGGUCGCAACAUCGCUUUUUAACGGCUCUUCGCGUGCAGCAGACUUUGCAAAUGCGCGGAGUUAUUUCGGACACAGAGAUGGUGUGGCCGGAGGAUUAAAUCAAUCCGGGCCGAAACAGAAUGGCCAUGUAUCCGAUAAGAAGAAGAAGAAGGAGGCGGACGACUGGUGCGAAAUCAGCGGGAGCUCACACGAUCACUGGGAUGUAGUGAAAUCUGUGCUUUCUGAGGAAGCACACUCCCACCCUCAAUCUGAAGAACUGGAAACCCUGGCUGAUUGGUCCAGGCCUGGAUCUAGGAAUACAAUCUUAGAGGUAGAGUCAUCAUCCAAUGCUUCAUCAGGGACAGGCCGAAGGUCGCUCAUUGGGCUUUCUGAUACAGAGCUCCUAAAGUGUGCUUUUUCUUACCCCCAAACUGAAGGAGCAUCAGAGAGAGCAGGGAUGAAUGAAAAGGUGGAAUCAAAUGCAAAUAAUUCCUUGAAGUACGUCCCAGGAAAGGCACGAUCCCACCACUUGGAAAAGAUGAUGACCAAAGAGGAGCUGGAGGAUGAGCAGAGGAUAUACUUCACCACAAACUUUAACUGUCUGUAAUCCCGAGAAAGGAGUAAACUGGGGUGCAGCAUGAGCAACUGGCUGCAAUCUUCCAGCUCCUGAAAGAAAACAAGGAGACUUUUGGGGAGGUGUCAGAGGGAGACAUAGAGGAGCAGCUCAGACUGUACUCCAUCUGAGACCCCUGUCAUGUCAUAGAUGCUCACUACGACCUUUUAUUCAUAAAAACUACUAAAAAAAACUUCUCCAGUACACCAAAUGAACUUUUUUUUGCAGUAUUCAACAUGGCUGGAGAGUGCUCUCCCAAUUUUCUGAUUUAUUGUGUUUUACUGCUUUGUUUUUGUUGUUCUGACCACCUAUCAUCCACAUGAAGGGAAAACCAAACUAGACUGGAUCAAUUCUCACACUGAGCAGGUUAAUAUAUGAAUGAACCUGAAAGAAAUUAAAGGAACGCUGUUUAUUUUAGUUUUAAAAUAUAUUGCAGAUAUAACUGAUAUAAACUCUGAGUUAUGUUUGUUUUUGAAGUUGGUUGUGUAAUAAAACACAUUGCUGCUAAUAUCUGUGUGGGUGGCUUUGUGUGUCUGAAUACAUUUGACUGCUUAUCUGUCUGCAAACUGUGCUGUAGCCCAGCCCAGUCACAUCAGUGAGAACGUGUCAGAUUUAGAAGGAAGUGCAUACAUGUGUGUUUAAUUAAACAGCAAGCCUUCACUUGACAGCAAUGGCAUCCCAGACCUCCAGGAUAUUUUUAUUGCUCCUUGUAAUGACAGUUAGUUUUGUGGUUUUCAUUCUAUCCCAGGAAUCUUUAUCAAAAAGUUGGACAAUUUUCUCUGGAAAACAUGAACUCGGAUGGGAAAACUUUUCGUUUGAUAUUAACCUCUGGGGACAGAAAGAAAAAACAGCUGUGGCUGAGACUCCAAUACCUCUCCUCUACAGAGGAAAUUUCACAAAGGCUCCUCAGUGGGAUUUUGAUGAUGUCUAUAACCAGGAUGCCCCACCUAGACCAACAACAUGUGCCCAAUCACUGCGAAACUCCCAGGAUGAGAACUUCAAGAAGGCUUUUCUUCCCAACAUACGUUUGUUUCUGCACAAGGACAACAUUAACAUGAGCGAGUGGAAUCGACUUUCACAUUUUAACAAUCCUUUUGGGUUCAUGCAGUUCAAAUAUGAUGAAGUGAUGGCUUCAGUGAAGCUGAUUCCAAAGCCAAAAGAGCCACUGCUCCUCCCAAAACCAGGUGGUGAUGGCUGUAUUCACUGUGCUGUGGUGGGUACUGCAGGAAUUCUGAACGGCUCAAAAGUGGGUGCAGAGAUCGAUGCUCAUGAUUACGUUUUUCGGAUGAACGGUGCCGUUACCAAAGGUUUUGAGGAAGAUGUAGGAAAUAGAACAUCAGUGUACGUUCACACAGAGCACUCCAUCACCGCAUCACGUUAUAUUUUUGGGAAGUAUGGAUACAAAUCUGCCCCUCAUGAUGAGGGAAUAAAAUAUGUGCUGAUUCCUGAGGCAAUGAGAGAUUUCCAAUGGCUCGAGGGUCUUUUCAAAGGACACGAGGGCUCUAGUGGCCCACACCACAAGAAAUGGCCAGGGACCUACUAUUCAGGGCAGUACAAUGAGAGCCGAUUCUACGUUCUACACCAGGACUUCCUCCGAUACGUGAAGAACAGGUUCCUAAAGUCACCUAAUCUGAAUAAAAGAUUCUGGGCAAUAGUCAGACCAACCAAUGGAGCAUUCACUCUCUUCCUGGCUUUGCAUACUUGUGACACAGUGGAUGCAUAUGGAUUCAUGACUGAUGACUACAUGAAAUACUCCAACUACUAUGUUCAGAAGUACAUUAAAACGAAAGUAAUUUUCUAUGGCAACCAUGACUACAAUUUGGAGAAGAAUACAUGGAAAGACCUUCACAACAGAAAAAUAAUAAAGCUGUAUCAAAGAACGGAGCCAGAAUCAGGGACUGAAAAGCCAAAGUAA